This is a messenger RNA of Lodderomyces margitis, 2679 nucleotides long. RefSeq names its product Opt6p (gene OPT6). The record is from RefSeq and is a predicted model, not a curated record. Lineage: Eukaryota; Fungi; Ascomycota; Pichiomycetes; Serinales; Debaryomycetaceae. The transcript has a single exon. The coding region runs from base 1 to 2679 and encodes 892 amino acids. Gene Ontology annotation, molecular function: oligopeptide transmembrane transporter activity. Gene Ontology annotation, biological process: transmembrane transport.
AUGAGAAACCAAGAGUAUAUAGAGCUUCAAGAAUUACAUGGUUCUGAUACCACAAGUGCGUCUGGGCUGAAAAUAUGGUCGCUCUCAAAGUCACAACUACUUUUCGUACUUUUGCGCCUAGGCGUAAUCAGCGACGAAGUUUACGAGAGUGGCAAGUUUCCCCUGUUUGCUUUACCGAAAGGAACGGAAUACAUCAUUGGCAUAGUUGAUAAAAUGGAUAUAUCAGAAGCAGUAGAAAUACUACGGAAUGCUUUAGUUGAGCACAAGAAUGACGUGAAUUUUUUGCAGGAAGAUUACCAUUUGUUAGAAAGACUUGUGCAUUCGAUUCCACAGGAUGAAGAAAUAGGUAAAACAGACAUAAUCACAGAUGAGGAUAUUUCACAUAGUCACAAUAAGAACAAGACAUACUUGCAUAUAUUCGAUUGGUCAUUACAAGCACGACUUGAGGCUGCCUUAAUUCACUACCAUUCGCCGUAUCCAGAAAUCAGAGCUAUUUCAGACCCGAUAGACGACACAGAGAUCCUUGUGGAAACAUUUCGGUGUUAUUUUAUUGGCUUCUUUUGGACCUUUGUGGGGUCAAUAAUCAACAGUUUUUUUGUUCACAGAAUGCCCAAUAUAUCAUUGAGCUCGCAUACAAUACAAAUAUUGCUUCUCCCUUGUGGAAAACUAUGGGAAAAACUCGUACCCGAAAAACGGAUCUCACUUGGUAGUUUUUCAUUUGAUCUUAACCCUGGCCCCUGGACUUACAAGGAAAUGAUGUUGAGCUCCAUUAUUUAUCUGUGUUCGGCCGGUGUUCCGUACCUGAUCUAUAACAUAUUUGUCAUGAAACUAGAUAAAUUUUAUGGCUUGAAGUGGGUGACGAUUACUUUCCAGAUACUAUUGACUGUUUCCACUCAGUUUCUAGGCUUUGGAUUUGCUAUGAUCAUGAAAAAGGUUUGUGUUUAUCCGAGCAAGGCCCUUUGGCCCACAAUACUACCUACAAUUGCUCUUAAUCGAGCGUUGAUGCAUGAGGAUGCUAAUAAUAAAGUUCAUGGCUGGCGAAUCUCCAGAUAUGGGUUUUUCAUCUUAGUCGGUUCCAUGAGUUUUGUUUACAAUUGGAUACCGAAUUAUUUAUUCAAAGCGUUGUCAAAUUUCAACUGGCCAACUUGGUUUAGCCCGUCACUGAUACAUUUGGUAAAUAUAACAGGUACUUCCGCUGGCUUGGGGCUUAACUUGUGGCCAACUUUUGACUGGAAUAUUUUGGAUGCUGGCGGCUGUUUGACUAUCCCCUUUUACACUUAUGUCAACAGGUACAUAGGAAGCUUACUCGGGUUUUUUGUGAUUAUGGUUGUCUAUUACACCAACAAUUACUUCACAGCGUAUUUUCCUAUCAAUUCCAACAAAUUAUUCAGCAACAAGGCAGAAAUAUACGACGUGCACCUGAUUUUAAAUGAGAAAAACCAGUUCAGCGACUCAAAGUAUCAAGAAAUAGGACCGCCUUAUUUUUCUGCGGCCAACUUGGUUCUUUACGGGGCCAACUUUUGUCUUUAUCCAUUUGCAAUAUUGUACCAGUUCAUUACUGAGUGGGAUUCAAUGAAGUCGAGUUUUGUCAACGUGUGGAUGUCACUUAGUGAUGCAUUCAAGUCUAAACACAGUGACAGCCCUUAUGGAGGAUACUCUGAAGAUCCCCAUUGCAAAAUGAUGUCAAUGUAUGAUGAUGUACCAGAUUGGUGGUUUAUUGCAAUUAUUAUUGUCAGCACGCUGUUUGCCGUCGCGGCUGUUGUAUUUUAUCCAACUGAAACACCGGUGUGGGGUAUCUUUUUCACCAUAUUGAUAAAUUUCAUAUUUUUGAUCCCUUUGACAUCUAUAGCUUCAACCACGGGAUUUUCGUUCGGCCUCAAUGUCUUGGUUGAGUUGAUUGUGGGGUAUUCUAUUCCAAAUUCAGGGAUAGCCUUGAUCACACUCAAGGCAUUUGGAUACAAUAUUGACAGUCAAGCUAGCAAUUAUAUUACGGACCAAAAACUUGCGCACUAUGCCAAAAUUCCUCCAAAGGCGAUAUUCAAGGGUCAGCUAGUAUCUACAUUGAUCAAUAUUAUUGUAUCGUUAGUAGUUGCCAACUGGCAACUAGGGAACAUAUCAGACAUUUGUGAUGUGCACCAGAAGGACAAAUUGAGCUGUCCAGGAGCAAAUACAUACUUUUACUCGAGUAUUCAAUACGGUGAAAUAGGUCCACAAAAAGUAUUUUCAGGAUUAUACCCAGUCCUCAAGUGGUGCUUCUUGUUGGGAGUGCUACUAGUGUUUCCCUGUGUUUGGUUUAAAAACAGAGGACCGGCAAGAGUAGCAAGAUAUUUCCAGCCCAGUGUGUUGAUUGGAGGUUUCUUGGAUUUUGCACCGUAUAAUCUCCUGUACUUUACUGGUGGAUUGUACGUCUCUUAUAUCUUCAUGUACUGGAUUAAGAAGAACUAUUUAUUGUGGUGGGAAAAGUAUAAUUAUAUUCUAACGAGUGCAUUGUCGGCCGGUGUUGCUUUCAGUUCUUUGCUAAUAUUUUUCACGGUACAGUAUAAUUCACGAGAAAUAAAAUGGUGGGGUAAUACUGUCAGCGAGCAAGGGAUAGAAGGAGGUAAAUUGCCAGCAAUUUGGAAGGAUGCGUCCACUGCACCUGAUGGUUAUGUGGGGUUAAGAAAAGGACAUUUCCCGUGA